AUGCAACAGUCUUCACCGACGCAAACUCGAAGCAAGUCGGAACUGCAACAGCUACAGAAUGACGAAGUGAAUGUGCUUAAGAGUAUAUUUGGAGAUGAUUUCGUGGAGAAAAAGACAAAGAAAGGUGUAGAUAAGGCCUUCUUUCUCAAACUGGAGGGAUUCGGUGAAGAUAUUCGAGGUCUCGUUGGAAUCGAGGUCCACGUCAGAAUGGGGGAAAAGUAUCCAGUCCUACCACCACUUCUGGGUCUCGAGAAAGCUACAGGCAUUAGCGAUGAUCAGGCUGAGGAACUCCAAACUCUCUUGAUUGAUAAGGCUAAAGAAUGUCUUGGAAACGAAAUGAUCUUUGAUUUGGCUACUCUUGCUCAACAAUACAUCACAGAAAACAAUGUGGCGAUACGAAGAAAUCAGCACAGAGGACUACACGCUGAGAUGCUCUCUCGAAAGGAAAAGAAUGAGGCAGAGGAACAGAAAAAGAUUAGUAAAGAGUUGCGUGAAGCUGAAGAGAUACGAGUUAAAGCUGAACAAGAAGAGCACCUGAAACAAGUACUUCAAUAUGAGGAGGAGAUACGACGAAAACAAGAACAAAUGGAUGAAGAGAAGCAGCGUAGAAGAAGGCAACGGCAUGCUAGUCAUCCAAAUCAUGACGAUGCAACAACAACAGCAUUCAACAGUCACGCAGCCCUACCAGAAUUCAUUGAGCCACCACUCAACCCAUACCUUCCAAGUACUAUAAAAUCGAAAUCACGAUACCAAACAGAUUUUCAAGAACUUGAACUACUUGGAAAGGGUGGCUUUGGAGCCGUCUUCAAAGUCCGUAAUCGAGUCGAUAGUCGUGUCUAUGCAGUCAAGAAGAUACGACUCGUGUCAAGUGGUGAUGUAUCUAAACUGUUACGUGAAGUGCAGAGUCUAAGUAGAAUCCAGAAUCAGUAUAUUGUUAGAUACUACCAGUCGUGGUUUGAAGAAUCAGAUGGCAGUGUAUGGCAUGCUGAUUCAGAGGAUGAAUUCUCGUCGAGCUCUGAAGAUGACGAAGACUCAUAUAGUGAAAGCAUAGAUGAAUCUGAAGAAGAAGAUAAGCCAGAUACGAACUCGGAUUGGUUGGCAUCUAGAGAAAUGUCACGAUCACGUAGUUUCCUCAUAAAUCCCAAUAAUCCUGGUGGUGCUGCAGAAAGCACAAACACUCCAUCAUCCGUAGCAGUAACCACCGAUUCUGAUAGUAAAUCAAGUGUGAAACCCAUGGAACGAGUCCUCUACAUCCAAAUGGAAUACUGUGAAAAACGAACACUACGAGACUUGAUUGACGAAGGCCCUCUAGCCGAUAACGAAAUAUGGGCAUAUCUUCGUCAAAUUGUAGAAGGGCUCGCUGAAAUUCAUCGACAGGGUAUGAUACAUCGAGACCUCAAGCCAGGAAACAUCUUCUUGGACGCCGACAAGAAUAUUAAGAUUGGAGAUUUUGGACUGGCUACCACGAAAACAGACAUGGCGUCUGAUCCUAGAGCUAUAUAUGAUUUGGUCGCUAGUAAUGAUAUUGAAGCCGAGUCUUUGACUCAGGCUCUGGGAACGCCUGUAUAUGUGGCUCCUGAAAUGAAUGUCAGGAGUCCUAGUACUAGUACUAGCAAUUCCAUUGUUGGUGGUGUGGCUGGUGCUGGAGGAAAGGGUAUUCCCAAGAUUCCAAUGUACAAUAAUAAGGUUGAUAUGUACAGCUUAGGAAUAGUCCUAUUCGAAAUGUGCCACCCCUUCGGAACAGCAAUGGAACGAGCUAUAUGUCUACGAGAACUACGCCGUCCCGAGAUCCUCUUCCCAUCCGAAUUCGACUUGAAACGACACGAUGCCAAAUCCAAGAUCAUUAAAUGGUUGCUUUCACAUAACCCGAAAGAACGCCCGUCGUGUUUAGAAUUGCUGUCUUCGUCUCUUAUGCCGCCCAUGCUGGAAGAAGAGAAGCUUGCUGAAGCGUUAAGACUCAUGACGAAUAUUGAGAAUCCAUUGUAUUUCCCACGGUUGAGUAAAGUCCUGUUCUCGAGAGAGGCUGAUAAGCAUAAGGAUGCUGCUUUUGAUUUUAACAGUGAAGCAAACAUCUUAAGACCUGAAUUGGAACUGGCUGUCAAGAAAGUACAUGACUUGCUAAAAGUCACCUUUGAAAGGCAUGGAGCUCUUGAAUUGGUACCUCCUCUUCUCAUGCCCAAGACAGAUCUGUAUGAUCAGAAUAAGCAAGUGGUGUCGUUGAUGGAUCCUGAUGGGAAUAUCGUGCAGUUGCCGUAUGAUUUGACAGUACCAUUCGCUCGAUAUGUUUCUCGAGUGCCUCAAAAUGUUGUUCGUCUGAAAAGAUAUGCUUUUGGUCGAGUAUAUAGACUGAAUAGAGCCAAAGGACAACCACGAUCAGUCUACGAAGCAGACUUUGAUAUAAUAACAGCAACUCCUGGAGGGAGUGUAGUAGCAGAAGCCGAAGUCAUCAAAGUCGGCAUAGACAUUAUAUAUGACGUUCCAGAAAUGACGACAUCGUCAGAUAUAUACUUGAUUCGGGUCAAUCAUGGAUGUAUCCUAGACGGGAUAUUAGACGCUUGUCGAUUUCAGCGUAAUGUUGAGACUCGACGGCUUGUAUAUCAGAUAUUAGAGCAGUUGGAUAAACCUUUUACGUGGUCGCAGAUACGAAAGUCUUUGCAGCAGACUUUUCCAAGGACGUGUUUGGAUUUGCUGGAGCCGUUUGCUACUCUGAAAGGUGAUUUGGAUUCCACAUGUCACAAACUAGAAGCACAAUUAUCUGGUGAAGCAUUAUCACUGGCACGAACUGGUAUUUCCCAACUUCGACAACUAAUCAGCAUGUUGAGUUUGUUGAAUGUGAGGAAUCGAGUGGUUUUUGUGCCUACUUUGUCACAUAAUGCUUGGUUUUGUAAAACGGGAUUAAUGUUUCAGAUAUGUACGGUCAAAAAGAGAAAAGUUGAUGUGGUUGCUGCUGGUGGACGAUAUGAUCACUUAUUGGCCACUUUGCGACUCCCUUUUGGACGUAGCCAGCUCAUGCUGGGUGUUGGAAUUAGUAUUGCACUCGACAAGAUGAUUGGAUCAGUCGUCUCCGCCGAACCAGACGAAAUAACACCACAACAACAGCACAAGGAUCGUAAUCGAAUUGAUUCAGCACAUGGAGCUGAAAUCCUUGUGAUUGCUCUGACACGAGGACACUUGCAGGAUCGAUUAUCGAUUGUAGCUGAUUGCUGGUCUUGGGGUUUUUCAGCCGAUGUGCAGUAUGAGGAGGCCACAUUGUCUAUAGUUGAUGCCUUGAAUGCUGCACAGACGAGAGGCUUUAGUGUUGUUGUGGCUGUGAGGACUACGGAACGUGGAUUGGAUUUGAAGGUGUACAAUUUGGUUAGCAAAAGUGCUACUGAAGUUUCGAGAGUAGAACUACGGAACAGACUAAUCCAAGAAAUCAGCCACAUCAAAUCCAAACACCAACGAAUGUCGACACCUCCAACGCUAUCCGAUACACGGUAUCAACCAUCUACCCCCUCAUCAUCCACAUCACCACUAACAAGCACAACACCAGUCGUAUCGGACGUUCAAUUGAUAUUAGCAUCGUCACAACAACAUUCAACAAAAUCCAAACAAAAACAUAAAAAUAAGCUAAUGAUGCAAACAUCAGUGAAAUCGGCUGUUGCAUCUAAACUUGAUUCGUUAACUAGUGUGGGCAUUGUGGGUGUUGAGGCACCUGGUAGUUUGUUGAGGAGGCUGUGUAAAGUUGUGGAUGUGAAUGACGAUGCUGAGUUUAGGAGUGUGCUGGAUUCGACUCCUGCUCCUUUUCGAGAGUGA
Molecule: messenger RNA, 3795 nt
Organism: Synchytrium microbalum
Lineage: Eukaryota; Fungi; Chytridiomycota; Chytridiomycetes; Synchytriales; Synchytriaceae
Exons: 13
Coding region: 1-3795 (1264 amino acids)
Biological process (GO): protein phosphorylation
Cellular component (GO): cytosol
Molecular function (GO): ATP binding; protein binding; eukaryotic translation initiation factor 2alpha kinase activity
Source: RefSeq, a predicted model, not a curated record